This is a messenger RNA of Colletotrichum acutatum, 1770 nucleotides long. RefSeq lists its product as uncharacterized. NCBI's taxonomy places the organism in Eukaryota, Fungi, Ascomycota, Sordariomycetes, Glomerellales, Glomerellaceae. The transcript has 2 exons. Bases 419 to 1312 code for a protein of 297 amino acids. The record is from RefSeq and is a predicted model, not a curated record. Gene Ontology annotation, molecular function: protein binding.
CAGAGUAGCACUUGCUAGGCAGCCUGCCUCGAGCUGACAUGGGCCUACAUAUGGGACCCUAACCUACGAUUGGUCCUCCUUGUCCCUGUAGCUUCGCCUUGGACCAUGUCCAUACACACCGCUUGAACUUUCUCGCCUCGACUAGGGCGUUCUACUGUCUCUAUCCCAGGUAUAUUGCGAUGGAAGCCGAUUGUGAUACAACAGGGGUCCAAUGGCACAGAUUUCAAAGGACGUGCAACGAUUGGAUACGGUGUCGAACUUUAUUGGGAGACUCAGCGGCUGGAUAUAGGCUUCAAUGAUUAUAAAAUACGCGAGCUGCCCGCCGAUGCCUUGGGUCCCCGACUUUACCACACAUUGCAUCUCAUUAAACGACCCGAACAGCUGUAGUUGAUCAAUCAACUGGCCUUUCUUUGGAGCCAUGGAGGAGAUUAUACCUCGUUACAUAUCUGACGAAGACUUUGUCAAAAGCUUCAAGAAGGCGACGACCUCUACAGCCUACGACCAAAAUGUCCGAGACCUGGUUUCCCAAGCACUGUCUGCAUUCUCCGACCAGAACUGGGACGAGUUGCACGAGACUGCAUGGAAACUCCGUGUUGCGCAGAGGUUGAACUUUGCUCUCGAGGCGUUUACCGUUGUCACUCGAGGCAAAUUGAACGUGUUCGGCAAGACCAAUCCAACAUUCAAAAGCACCGUCAACUUGGCGGACGCUCUUCGAGUCACCGCACGCAACAUGGAUCAAGAAAGCUGCCAACAACGUCUGAACGAUGCCCACUCGCUAUUCCAGGAAGUCCUAAGUGGAGCCCAAGAUGAGUCGCUGCUCCAACAAGCUCUCAUGAGACUUGGAAGUUUCUUCACGGAUAUCGGAGAUUAUGAUGAGGCACGAAGGUUUCUUGGACGCGCAGAAGGGUACAAGAACACCAGCAAAUAUCAACUUGCUGAACUCCGAAUGUCUUGGAUAGACAUCCAGACCAAUGAGAGGCAGUUCGACGAAGCCUCAAAGGCCUAUGAAAACUUCCUUAGAGAUCCUCCGGAGUCUGGUGAGGACAAGGUCAUUCGAAAAACUGUCUUAGUUAGGUACGCCAACUUCCUUACGAAUAUCAAAUGGGAGGCGGCUGGGAAGGCAGAGGAUUCCAUUUUGGAGGGGGCCGACUUGCAGAGGGCACACAACAUAUACCGCGAAUUAUGUGAUGUCUUCGGUGGCAUCAGCGACAACGCCGACUCGAAGCUCGCCUAUCUUCCGAUCCAGGUCGAAGGCUACCGCGAUCGAAUGCGGGUUGCGGAAGAGAGAAUGGAGCAGCUCAAGACAAGAUGAGGAACGGUGCUAGUCAUGAUGUAGGCGGUUUUUCAUGGAAGGUGAAGGAUCCCAUCGCAGUCGUGGAACGGUUUAUCUUGUAUCUGCCCAAAGAUUCGAUCGAUGGGAACAAGGAAAUGAAGGCUACCAAUCCAGGUAAAUGGAUUGAGUGAGAUGGGGAAUACCCCAGUCACGUCUAGCCGCAUCAAUCAAGACACCAAAUCUCUCGCAUAUGACAUAGCGCAACCUUUUGAAUCAAAUCCGCCUCACCGGACAGAUGCGCAGUAUGUUCUGUCAAAUGGAAGGCUCGCCUCCGAUCCUACCUCACUGGAGAGAUCGCAGCGAAGUGCUCAAACGAUUUACGGCUCGGGUGGUACGCGCCGGGUAUAAGAAGAUAGUGCUUCGCUAUGAAGCAGCUUAAUAGUGUUUUCAACAUGUGCUUGAAUGGGACAAACAUGCAUCACUGCCAACUUAGCACU